Molecule: messenger RNA, 1892 nt
Organism: Orbicella faveolata
Lineage: Eukaryota; Metazoa; Cnidaria; Anthozoa; Scleractinia; Merulinidae
Product: carbonic anhydrase 1-like
Cellular component (GO): plasma membrane
Molecular function (GO): carbonate dehydratase activity; zinc ion binding
Source: RefSeq, a predicted model, not a curated record
AUGCCGAUUAAUAAAGCAGGUAUAUGCAGCACAGGAAAAAGGCAAUCACCAAUUGACAUUAAAAGCUCCGAGACAACUCUUGACACAAGCUUAGGAGCGUUCACACUGAAAAACUACGACAGGAAACUCAACAAAACCUUUACUGGCUCAAACAAUGGCUACUCCUUGGGAAUGUCAUUCCCUGCUGGAGUGUACAAUGUUAGUGGAGGAGGUCUGAACGAUGUUUACACCACAGUUCAGUUUCACUUUCACUAUGGACCAAACAACACAGUGGGAUCGGAGCACGUUGUGGAUGGAGAACAUUAUGCCGCUGAGUUGCACUUUGUUAGCUACAAUACUAAAUAUGCCGACCUUAUGGACGCACUCAACCAUGAAGAUGGCCUCGCUGUUCUUGGUCUCUUCAUGCAGGUCGGAGGCAAAAAUAACACAGCAUUUUCGUUUCUGGAAAGUGCCCGAAACCUUACUUCUAGCUACACUUCUAUCAGUGACGUUCCAGCUUUCAGAUUUGACACAAUGUUGCCUGCCAAUAAGACCAAGUACUUCCGUUACAGUGGUUCACUAACCACUCCCUCGUGCAAAGAGAGUGUAACUUGGACGGUUUUUAGGGACGCUGUCAACAUAUCGGAGUAUCAGAUGAACAUUCUGCGUCAACUAAGGAAGACUUACACCACGAAAAGUGUCGGAAAUUUCCGUCCCGUACAGCCACUUUACGACCGAGUCAUCAGGGCUAGUUUCCAAGUUGGCGAGAUGACAAACACCACUUCGACUACUGCCAGCACCAAUGGGGCGGAAGCUACCACUCCCACUAUAACUGACCAAAAAAGUACCUCUUCAAUCCCUUCUACUGUUCUUUCUACUACAAAUGCGGAGGAAUCACCCCCAGCUCCAACUGUUGAAUUUGACCUUGGAUCAUCUGCUGUUCGAAUGACCGGUGGCCUGGUUCUGUCGAUGUUGUUUUCUGCCCUGACAGCUUUAUUUGUGCAUUAACACGACGUCAUGUUGACACUAAUGUAGUUUCACAUCUAAUUGUCUUGUACCAGCGUCAACUCAGAAAUGACAUUCAAGACCAGCCCAACGUAAACGGGAUUACCACGUCAGUAAUUACUUGCAAAUUGGCAGGAAUCUGUAACCUGUGGUCAGGCUCGAUUUUAGUUUCACCAUAAACUUCACCUUGUUAUUAGGUGCACUUGAGCACAGGCCUCAGUAGUCCUGUUCGGAGUUUUGUCGGUAUACUCUACCUGCGCUAGCGGUUAUUUGGCUCUUAGGCCCACCAUCAUCUUUUGACAACGCGCAAACACGUAACCUUUAUUUCCACUCUGCUCUCCCACACUCAAGGUCUUCCUAGUCCCCCUUUUUUGACUUAGAUGGGUGGCUAUGCCAUCCCCCUUUCUAAACUAAACAGGAGGAUUGGGUCCCCACCCUCUGACCAACCCUGCAAGAUUGUAAUGCCAACUGGAAUGCCAACAAAAGCAUUUUAGCAAUCACCCACGUAAAAGAAUAUAAGAACGUCGCUAAAAUUCGCGGAAUUACAGGUUACAGGUUCUUAAGUCCAACGAAUUGCAAAAACAACAACAAAAAAAUGCAUGUUUGGCUACUAUUCGACCAAUCAGAAGCAAAGUAAGAUUAACAGGCUUUGGUGUAUGCGUUUUACCGCGCAUGAUGGAGGCUGAAAUUAAGGUUUAUUGCGAGUUCUGGUGGCUUUUUAGUUCAUUCAUGCGUUUAGUGAAGGUUGAGGAAAAAAAAGCCGCAUACGACAAAAAAAUGUAAAACAAAAUGAAAAGAGAAACAAGAAGGCAAACAUAAAACAAAUGAUUAGUAUUUGCAUAAGCAUCGUAAUUUUAUGUAUGAUUGUGUUAAGGUAAAGAAAUAAAGAAGCUUAAGAGAUAUUUUAA